AUGUCUGUUAUUUACUAUAAGCUUAGAUCAGCCAAAGACUCGGAUUACGAUGUAUUCACAUUUGAUGGACCAGGAGCUACUGUCUUUGAUUUAAAACGCGAGAUCAUUCGAGCAAAGAAGUUUGGAAAAGGCACUGAAUUCGACAUUGCUGUUUACAAUGCACAGACAGACGAAGAAUACAAGGACGAUGUGUUUGUUGUGCCCAGAAACACAUCUGUCAUUGUGAGACGAUUGCCAGCAGCACGGCCUGGUAAAGGAACAGCACAGCGAUAUGUAUUGGGCGUGUUACCGACGGAUGGAAAGGGGGCAGGAGGAUUUGGGAUCAUGAAGGGAGGGCCAUCCAACGCACCAGGCGGCAGUGGCAGUGGCAAUUCAGGUGGCCCUCCCCAUUUGAGUGGAGGCCGAAACAUGGUGCUAAAUGCACAACGACCUCACCCAGCGAAUAAGCCAUCAUCGCAACUGUCUGCAUCUGGAGACGAGGGCAGCAAAAACGAGGGCGAUGAGCCCAAAGACGAUUCAGAGGAGGCUAGAAUCCAAGCCAUGUUUCAGCAAACAACAGAUCAAUGGGGCGCAAUGCAAGAGAGAUUAGCAGAACAACAAUAUAUCCCUUAUAAUGCACGUGGUGGUGAUGCUAGACGUGGUGGAAGAGGCGGUUUUCAAGGUUCUCCCGGCGGAUUAACGCAUAGAGAUUCAUCAGACAACAAAGACGGUCAAAUGCCACAGCGAGUGCCUCCUCCGACGUAUGUGUGCUAUCGUUGUGGUCAAAAAGGUCACUACAUCAACCAAUGUCCCACCAAUGGCGACAAGGAUUAUGAUAAACAUCCUAGAAUCAAGCGUACCACAGGUAUUCCUCGCAGUUUCCUCAAAGUGAUUGAAGAGCCCAAGGACGCAGUGAAAGCAGGUACUGGAGGCUUGAUGGUAACGCCCAAAGGUGACAUUGUUGUGGCACAAGCAGAUUCCUCGUCUUGGGAUAAGCAUGUUGCCAAGACAGCCACCACCAUUGGACUCGGUGUUUCAUCCGCAGGCGAUUUGAUGGAUUGGUACGACUCUAUCCCGGUACCCAAACACUUGCAGUGUCCCAUCUGCAACGGUAUUUUGAGAGAGGCCACCAUUACUCCUUGUUGCGGUGCUAGUUUUUGUGAUGAAUGUAUUCGCGUGCACUUGAUGGAGAAUAAUUUUGCUUGUCAAGAUUGUCAGCAGACAAUUCAAAACGGAUUAGAUGGCUUGAUUCCCAACUUGAAUGUGAGAGAAUGCGUGGAUAAUUACGUUAGAAAGUUUGCUCAUGAUUUCCACAAUAAUGCUGCUAAUGCCAAUGCCAAUACGGAGGCCUCUACACCUUCCAAUAACAACAAUAAUAAUGACAGCAAUGCCAGUAAAGAGUAG
Mucor velutinosus is the source of this 1383-nucleotide messenger RNA. RefSeq lists its product as uncharacterized. NCBI's taxonomy places the organism in Eukaryota, Fungi, Mucoromycota, Mucoromycetes, Mucorales, Mucoraceae. The coding region runs from base 1 to 1383 and encodes 460 amino acids. The record is from RefSeq and is a predicted model, not a curated record. The transcript is spliced from 4 exons. Gene Ontology annotation, biological process: ubiquitin-dependent protein catabolic process; protein ubiquitination. Gene Ontology annotation, molecular function: zinc ion binding; ubiquitin protein ligase activity; nucleic acid binding. Gene Ontology annotation, cellular component: nucleus.